Miscanthus lutarioriparius is the source of this 741-nucleotide messenger RNA. The record is from the annotation of a GenBank genome assembly. NCBI's taxonomy places the organism in Eukaryota, Viridiplantae, Streptophyta, Magnoliopsida, Poales, Poaceae.
AUGAGGCCGAUCCUGAUGAAGGGCCACGAGCGCCCGCUGACGUUCCUGCGCUACAACCGCGACGGGGACCUCCUCUUCUCCUGCGCCAAGGACCACACCCCCACGGUCUGGUACGCCGACAAUGGCGACCGCCUCGGCACCUACCGAGGCCACAACGGCGCCGUCUGCACCUGCGAUGUCUCCCGCGACUCGGCACGCCUCAUCACCGCAUCCGCCGACCAGACCGCCAAGCUCUGGGAGACUGGACAACGGUUGAAAGAGUCUGAUAAAGAAUCUGGACAUCAGAAGACCAUUUCAUCAUUGUCAAAAUCCUCAGAUUGGUCACAUUUCAUUACUGGCUCCUUGGAUAAAUCUUCUAAGCUAUGGGAUACAAGAACGCUAACACUGAUCAAGACGUAUGUCACAGAGAGACCUGUUAAUGCUGUUGACAUCUCUCCUACUCAUGAUACAGUAGUUCUAGGAGGUGGUCAGGAUGCAAUGAAUGUGACUAUGACAGACCGCCGUGCUGGUAAAUUUGAGGCUAAAUUCUAUCACAAGAUUUUGCAAGAGGAAAUUGGUGGUGUUAAAGGACAUUUUGGGCCAAUUAAUGCUUUAGCAUUUAAUCCUGAUGGGCGAAGCUUUUCGAGUGGUGGUGAAGAUGGAUAUGUAAGGCUGCAUCAUUUUGAUUCCGACUACUUCAACAUCAAGAUGUUGUUUGAGACUCAACUGGUACAGUUUCUUGGUUCAGAUGUUGCUGGUUGA